Carcharodon carcharias (great white shark) is the source of this 1191-nucleotide messenger RNA. It is a transcript of the gene drd4-rs, whose product is annotated as dopamine receptor D4 related sequence. Gene Ontology annotation, biological process: adenylate cyclase-activating adrenergic receptor signaling pathway; adenylate cyclase-inhibiting dopamine receptor signaling pathway. The record is from RefSeq and is a predicted model, not a curated record. Gene Ontology annotation, molecular function: G protein-coupled receptor activity; dopamine neurotransmitter receptor activity, coupled via Gi/Go. NCBI's taxonomy places the organism in Eukaryota, Metazoa, Chordata, Chondrichthyes, Lamniformes, Lamnidae. Gene Ontology annotation, cellular component: plasma membrane. The transcript has 4 exons. The coding region runs from base 1 to 1158 and encodes 385 amino acids.
AUGUUCAAUGGGACAGUGAAUAGAACCCAUGAGGUUGACAGCUCUCAGUACAAUUAUCUUGCCCUCGUGUUUGGUGUCCUGCUAAUAGUAGCCAUCAUCCUAGGCAAUGUCCUGGUGUGCCUCAGCGUGUUUAUUGAGAGAUCCUUGAAGACAGCGACAAACUACUUCAUAGUCAGCCUGGCUAUAGCAGAUUUGCUUCUUGCUGUCCUUGUCCUGCCGCUCUAUGUUUAUACUGAGUUUCAGGGUGGGAUUUGGACUCUGAACAUCUUCCUGUGUGAUGUAUUAAUGACAAUGGAUGUGAUGCUUUGCACAGCCUCCAUUUUCAACCUCUGUGCAAUCAGUGUGGACAGGUACAUUGCUGUGAUUGUACCCCUGAAGUACAACAGAAACCAUUUCAGUGGACGCCAGCUAGUUCUCAUCACAGCCACCUGGCUUCUGUCUCUUGGGGUGGCCUCCCCAGUUAUCUUUGGGCUCAACAAUGUUCCUAACCGAGAUGUGACAGAUUGUAAACUGGAGAACGGCACUUUUGUGGUUUACUCCUCCAUCUGCUCCUUCUUCGUCCCAUGUCCGAUUAUGCUGCUCCUGUACUAUGGAAUGUUCCGGGGCCUCAAACGCUGGGGGGAGAGCCGGAUAACAACACUCUCAGCCCAGGAACACCAGCUCUCCUUCAAGCUCAGGCCCAGCAAGGGCGAGAGGCAAGUGGUUAAAUACUUGGUGCCAAACCUAAGCCCCACUGCAGCUAAGAACAUUCCUAAAAGUGAUUUAAUAAUGACGCAGCUCGAUAGCACAUCAGACCUGGAAGCACCAGAAGGAGCAAAGGUGGGAACCCCAAAGGAGAAUGGAUUCAUGUCCCGUCAGGGCCUGGGGAAAGGGGCCAUCGGGAGAAGCCGCAGAGUCAAUGGACGUGAGAGGAAAGCAAUGAAAGUCCUACCGAUUGUAGUAGGAUUGUUCCUCGCUUGCUGGACUCCAUUCUUUGUCGUUCAUAUCAUGAAGGUUUUGUGCGAGGCCUGCACCAUUGGCUCCAUGCUGAUCAGUGUGGUCACAUGGCUGGGAUAUGUAAACAGUGCCGUCAAUCCCAUCAUCUACACAGCCUUCAACACUGAAUUCAGGAAGGUCUUUCAGAAGCUGCUACGCUGUCAGACAUGUGCAGGGCCUUGACAAAUCUGCACCGUGUAUCCAUGCCUAGAAUAG